Lytechinus variegatus (green sea urchin) is the source of this 2479-nucleotide messenger RNA. Its product is annotated as cytochrome P450 2C15-like. The transcript has 6 exons. NCBI's taxonomy places the organism in Eukaryota, Metazoa, Echinodermata, Echinoidea, Temnopleuroida, Toxopneustidae. Gene Ontology annotation, cellular component: cytoplasm; intracellular membrane-bounded organelle. Gene Ontology annotation, molecular function: iron ion binding; heme binding; oxidoreductase activity, acting on paired donors, with incorporation or reduction of molecular oxygen, reduced flavin or flavoprotein as one donor, and incorporation of one atom of oxygen. The record is from RefSeq and is a predicted model, not a curated record. Bases 768 to 2273 code for a protein of 501 amino acids. Gene Ontology annotation, biological process: xenobiotic metabolic process.
GUUGUAUAUUAGGACUAUAUUAUUUGCAGUACUAUCCUCACCCAUCGACACUGGCAUUGCCAUUGUUAUCAAUAUUAACGUUAAGGUGUCAUUAAGAUCAUCAUUAUUACCAUCAACAUUAUUGUCAUCUCCGCCAUAAAGCAUUUAUUUUAUUUAUUUUCCUCAGCAAAGUUUGCUUAUUUUAUCUAAGUUUCACUCCACAGCCAGGUUGCUAAGAGAGAAGGAGUAGAUCUUAUGCAAGAGUGAGUAGGAGAUUAGAGAAGUGUGUGUGAGAUUCCUUUUCCUAGAAUUGAAUUGAGAUAAUUUGCAUUUCUAUUGUGUGUUGUGUCCAGGGUGGUAGACUUGUAUAGGUCCCUUUUAGUGAGCUCAGUGAGCCUUUCUUUUUAAACAGCUGCUUAAAAUACUUUGGGGAAAUUGCAAAAUUGGGAGGAGACCCCAGUAGCUUUCCAUUAGUUUUCUAGCAUUGUAUCUUGGAGACUUUGUGUAACACACACCUAUGCAAUUUUGGGGCAGUCGCCAUUUUAUCUGCCAUCUUGAUAAUUUUUGAAUUUCAACUUUAAUCAGAAAAGCAGCCUUUCUUGUUUGAUAUUGGCUGGAACUUUUGGAUACCUGUAUGAGGUCAGAUUCAGCUGAAAUUAUGCUGUUAUUUUUAUGCCUGUAUUGAAGAAGCCAUCGCUUUCGGAGAGAAAAAAAAUCAACCUCGAGACAAACGGACGAUACGUGACCACAUCCUCUAUCGGUAGAUUUAAUCGAACAACUCUGCCAUCAUGAUCGCAGACAUGGCCCAUGGCGUCUUCGACUUCGGUUCCAGUAGUAUUCUGCUCGGAAUAACAACAUCACUUCUUGUGGUUUGGCUGAUGAAAUGGGUUUUGAAACGAAGGAAGAUAAAUCGGCCCCCGGGACCGAUGCCUGUGCCAUGGCCCCUUCAUAUCAUCGGUGAUCUGGUUAUGUUGGCUCAAGGUACCACUCCCGUAGCAAUGUUCUGUGAACUUAAUAAGAGAUACGGUGAUGUCGUGUGUCUGGACAAUGGCGGGACUCGUUACAUAAUUCUUGCUAGUCCCGAGGUCGUUAAUGAGGCACUUGUCAAUCAAGCCGCGGUAACAUCUGGUAGAAAAGAAGCAUGGGAAUUUAAAGCUGUCUAUCAGUAUCAUGGUGGGAUCAUAUUCUCGGAAGGGGAAGAAUGGAUACAGCACCGACGUUUUGGUCUCGCAGCGCUUCGUAACUUCGGAAUGGGCAAAAAAAACCUUGAAAACUCUAUCAACGAAGAGGCUCGAAUGUUCAAUGAAAUUUUGUCGGAGAAGAUUGGUAAACCAUUCGAUCCUUCCUUCGCCGUCAACAAUGCUGUCUCAAACAUAAUCUGCGCCAUUACGUUCGGCCAGCGAUUCGAAUAUUCGGAUCCAAAAUUCAAGGACAUGAUAAAACGGAUAAAAUUCUAUAUGGCUGAAGAUCCACCGCAAGCCCUGUCUAAUCUCCCCACCUUCAUCGACAACGCUCGUAGAAGAAAUAUUAGGGCAAUCCGAAAGUACUUAGAGGACGAAGUCAUGGAGCACAAGACAACUUAUGAUUCGAAUCAUGUCAGAGAUGUCAUCGAUUUAUACUUCAAGGAAAUAAACCGUGCGCGGGAAGCAGGCGAAAAAUGUGAACUGGAUUUGUCAAAGGCAUGGUCGUUAGUUUUCGAUUUCUUCCUGGCGGGAACGGAAACGACAUCGACAACGCUACUUUGGGCUUUCCUCUUUAUGGCAGGCCGCCCGGAAAUUCAAAAGAAGAUCGUAGCCGAGAUAAAUUCUGUAGUAGGAUCAAGUGCCACGCCUCGAUACGAAGAUCGCAAAUUGAUGCCAUACACAGAGGCAACGCUCAUGGAGGUUCUUCGAUAUCGUCCGAUUGCCCCUGACGGUGCACCGCAUCGGGCAACGUCUGAUAUGAAGGUCAAGGGUUACGACAUCCUUGCUGGUGACAACCUCAUUAUGAACAUUCUGUACAUACACCAUAUUCCUGAGAUAUGGGGUGACCCGGAAGUGUUCCGACCUGAGCGUUUCUUGUCUGAGGAUUGGAAGGCUGUUGUCAAACAUGAUGCCUACAUGCCAUUUGGAGCUGGGCGUCGAGUUUGCCUUGGUGAGCAAUUAGCCAAAAUGGAAAUGUUCCUGUUCUUCACCAAUGUUCUUCAGCGGUUCAGAAUCACUUUGCCUCCUGGUGUGCAACCAAACUAUGACCAUGGUCAUUGUAUGAAAAUUCUGGUUCCACAGGCAUACGAACUCAUCUUGGAGGAGCGAUAGAUUUUUACACGUCGUUUAUUCGAAGCUUCGUUUUGUGUGUCUAUUCAUUCAUUUUUAGUUGAAAUACGAUGCUCCGUUUUAUAUAUUAACACCUAUACAUAUUCGGGGUUUUUUUUUUAAUAUAACGUGUAGCGAAGGUUUCUCUGUGAUGAGGUUUGGUGUUCCGAUGGUUCAUUGUUGAAUUCGAUGUUAAAAUAGAUAAUUCG